This is a messenger RNA of Monomorium pharaonis (pharaoh ant), 2766 nucleotides long. RefSeq lists its product as uncharacterized. NCBI's taxonomy places the organism in Eukaryota, Metazoa, Arthropoda, Insecta, Hymenoptera, Formicidae. The annotation marks the transcript as partial. The record is from RefSeq and is a predicted model, not a curated record. The transcript is spliced from 2 exons. Gene Ontology annotation, molecular function: nucleic acid binding.
UUAAUUAUUACAUUUAUACAUGAUACAGGAUCUUCAUUGGUAAAUAAUGUAUCGGACGAGAUUGAACCAUCAGCAAUAAAUAACGAUAAUGAUUAUGACGAUAUAUUAACAAUACAAACAGGGUGUGGUCGUGCGACAUGUGAUACGGCUGCAGAAGAAGAAGAAGAAGAGAAAAAAAAGGAGGAGGGAGAAGUGGAGAUAGAACAGCUUGAAGAAAGAGAGAAUAAGCAACACGUUCAAGAUUCUGAUGAAGUGGGUGAACCGACAUCAUUUAAUAUUUUACGAGAAAAUCGACGCUAUUUUCAACGAUUUGACACUCAUGGACAUGAGAUAACAUUCGUUGUACGACAACCGCCAGAAGGUUUCAAUCCUUUAAGAUGGUUAGAUAAAGUAUUUGCAGAAGUACAUGUAUAUCUUACAAAUUCGAGCAAUCCUGACGAUUAUAUAGGCGUGACAUUUACUGCUGAUACUCUUACCCAUGGGCCUGUGUGGCUGUCUUACCGUUAUGUACGAGAUUUUAGAAAUAUAGAUUUGUGGGAAUUAGUAAGUCGAGUCGCUCAAAGUGCCUCAGAUUUCCAUAUUAAUGAUAGCUGCACAUUAACAACUUGUAUAAUACGUCGCGUAAACGGUGGUUCACGCAGAAAACUAACCCUGGAUAAUGUGGCGAAACGAUCAAUAUUAUCAAUAACAAAUUCCGACAAUCUUUGCUUACCACGGUCGUUAGUAGCAGCACGAGCGUACGUGGAACGAGGUGAAAUUCGUUCGGGCGAAUUACACAAACAUUGGAUGUCUAUACGUUUAUCUCGCGGCAGAUUACAAAAAGAGAAGGCUCUCGAACUUGUAAGAAAUGCAAAAGUAAAUAUACCGGAUAAUGGAUGUACAAUAGAAGAAUUAGAACAAUUUCAAAAAUAUUUAGCGGAAUUUGGCAUCGCUAUCGUCUUAUAUGAAGUUGAAACACUAGGUUACGGUGGAGAAACUUUAUAUGACGGUACGAGAUAUGUAAUGAAUAUAUUUAAUAGUAUCACACACACAUUACGUCUUUUAUAUUAUCGUAGAAUACACCAUUUUGAACCUAUUUUAAACUUACGGGCUGCCGUAGGUAGUCGCGGUUUUUGUAUAGCUUGUAAUAUAGCGUAUACUAGAAUAAGUGAUCAUAAAUGUUUACAAAAAUGCAAUCGCUGUAUGGGGCAACCACCGUGCAUAACGGCUGUAAACCCUCAUAUUAAAUGUAAUUCUUGUAAAAGAUCUUUUUACAAUAAUAAUUGUUUUCAACGGCAUUUAAAACCCAUAACGUUAGACAAUAAAAAAAGAAAAGAUAAAAAAAGUGUGUGUGAUACAUUAAAAAUAUGUAAUAUAUGUUCAAGAUUUAUUUCAACAGAUAAAAAGCAAAAGCACGAUUGUAAUAUUACAUAUUGCAAAAUAUGUAAAGAUUUUUAUCCUAUUAAUCAUUUAUGUUACAUUCAACCUAUAAAACAAACUAAAAAUAAUCAGUCAAAAAUCGUUUUUUUAUUUUACGACUUUGAAACACAACAAAAUAUGCGUGUUAAAGGGGAUGAUAAAACGUUUGUACAUGUACCUAGCUUAUGCGUUGUUCAACAAGCGUGUAGUUAUUGUUUAAACGAUAACAGUGAUAUGUCAAAAAUAUGUCAAUAUUGCGGUGUGCGCGAAUAUGUAUUUAAUCAAGAUCCUGUAAAGCAAUUCGUUGACUUGGCAACAAAACCGUUACGUUCUUUCAAACGCACAAUCUGUAUUGCUCAUAAUGCAAAAGCUUUUGAUGCUCAAUUUAUUUUACGAUAUUUUGCUACGCGAGGUAGUAUGAAUGAGAUGCCAUCAAUAAUAUUAAAUGGUACAAACAUCGUUGUAAUGACAAUAGGUCACACUACAUUUCUUGAUAGCUUAAAUUAUUUUCACAUGCCGUUAAGCGCUUUACCGAAAGCUUUUGCACUUGACAGUUGUACUACAAAAGGCACAUUCCCGCAUUUAUUUAAUACACCUGAAAAUCAAAAUUAUAUAGGACCAUUACCAGAUAUAAAAUAUUAUUCACCAUGUUAUAUGCAUAACGAUGAACGCGAACGUUUUUUACUUUGGUAUAACAAGGAAAAACAUUCAAACUAUAUAUUUGAUUUUGCAAAAAAAAUUGUACAAUACUGCAAAAAUGAUGUAACAAUAUUACGCCGAGCUUGUUUAGCUUUUCGUAAAAUGUUUAUUGAAUGCGGUAAGGUUUGUCCUUUCGAGGAGAGUACAACAAUAGCAUCGGCCUGCUCACGUGUUUACCGUAAAAAUUUUCUUCAAAAAAAUAGUAUAGGUAUUAUACCUACAGGGGGUUAUCGGUGGGGUCAAAAACAAUCGCGUAAAGCUAUUUCUUGGUUGAUUUGGAUGGAACAUGAAUUGGGUCGUAUUAUAGCUCAUGCUGGGCGUGGUCGUGAAACACGGCUACCCGAAGAUAUCUUGGUUGACGGUUAUUACGAAGAAACUAUUGAGAACACGAUGAUUAAACAUGUUUUACAGUUUCACGGUUGUUAUUGGCAUGGUUGUCCCCGAUGCUAUACUGUAAAUAGAAACAGCGGUACUACCACUGAUACCAUGGAUACGCGUUUGGAACGCACACAGUUUAUUACAGCAAAAAUUAUAUCUGCCGGAUAUAUUUUAACAGAAAUGUGGGAGUGUGACUAUGAUCGUAUUUUAGCAUCUAGAGAAGAUAUGCGUAUAUUUUUAGAAAAAACCAAACCUCUAUAUCGCUGAAAGUGUUAAAUCCACGUGAUGCCU